CUCAUCCUCUCAAGCCACCGCCAACAUGCCUGGUGCUAUGCUUGCUACCACCUCUGAUGUCAAUCAGAUUGAGGCUCCAGUCACCUGGAAGGCCUACCUGAUUUGCGCCUUUGCCUCCUUCGGAGGUAUCUUCUUCGGUUAUGACUCUGGUAUGCAUCCUAUCCUCAUCNGUUACAUCAACGGUGUCACCGGUUCCNCCGUCUUCGUCGAGAUCAUUGAGGGCGCUGGCCAAACCUCUCUCAGCGGUCCCCACAACUCUCUCAUCACUUCUAUCCUCUCUGCCGGUACUUUCUUCGGAGCCAUCAUCGCUGGUGAUGUCGCUGAUACCAUUGGUCGUCGUUGGACUGUCAUCAUUGGUUGCAUGAUCUACAUCAUCGGUGUUAUUCUCCAGGUCGCCUCCCACGGUCUUGGUCUGAUCGUUGCUGGUCGUCUCAUUGCCGGUCUCGGUGUCGGUUUCGAAUCCGCCAUUGUCAUUCUUUACAUGUCUGAGAUCUGCCCCCGCAAGGUUAGAGGUGCUCUCGUUGCUGGUUACCAAUUCUGCAUUACCAUUGGUCUCUUGUUGGCCUCUUGCAUCAACUACGGUACCAAGGACAUCAACAGCACUGCCUCUUACCGCAUCCCCAUCGGUAUUCAGUUCAUCUUCGGUAUCGUCCUUGCUGGUGGUCUCUUCUUCCUUCCCGACUCUCCUCGCUACUUCGUCAAGCGUGGUAACGUCGAGGCUGCUCGCAAUGCCCUUGCCAGACUCCGUGGCCAGCCUGGCGACUCUGACUACAUCGAGGCUGAGCUUUCCGAGAUCGUUGCCAACGAGGAGUACGAGCGUGCUAUGAUCCCCACCACUGGCUGGGUUUCCGGUUGGGCCAACUGCUUCAAGGGUUCGCUCUGGAAGCAGAACAGCAACCUUCGCAAGACCAUUCUCGGUACCUCUCUUCAGAUGAUGCAGCAGUGGACUGGUGUCAACUUCAUCUUCUACUACUCUACUCCUUUCCUCCAGUCCACUGGUGCCAUUGGCAACGCCUUCUUGAUCUCUUUAAUCUUCACCCUUGUCAACGUCUGCUCUACCCCCAUCUCCUUCUACACUGUUGAGAAGUUCGGUCGUCGUCCCCUGCUCAUCUGGGGUGCCUUCGGCAUGUUGUGCUGCCAGCUUAUCGUCGCUGUUGUUGGUGUCACCGUCGGUUUCAACCACACCCACACCAUCCCCAACCCCGCUGGUGGCGACCCUCUUACCCGCUCCGACAACAUCUCUGCCGUCAACGCCCAGAUCGCCUUCAUCGCCAUCUUCAUCUUCUUCUUCGCUUCCACCUGGGGUCCUGGUGCCUGGGUCUUGAUCGGUGAAAUCUUCCCUCUUCCCAUCAGAUCUCGUGGUGUCGCCCUCUCUACCGCCUCCAACUGGCUCUGGAACACUAUCAUUGCUGUCAUCACACCUUACAUGGUCAACAAGGACGAGGGUAACCUCAGAUCGUCCGUCUUCUUCAUCUGGACAGGCCUUUGCACUUGCGCUUAUUUCUUGGUGCCCGAGACCAAGGGUCUUUCUCUUGAGCAAGUUGACCGCAUGAUGGAGGAGACCACUCCCCGUACCUCCGCCAAGUGGGUCCCUCACGAGACCUUCGCUUCUUCCGUCGGACACGCCAACGGUGGCAAGCUCGACUUGGAGGUCGUCGAGGAUGUCGAGAGAAAGGGCAGUGUCUUC
Molecule: messenger RNA, 1687 nt
Organism: Aureobasidium musti
Lineage: Eukaryota; Fungi; Ascomycota; Dothideomycetes; Dothideales; Saccotheciaceae
Source: the annotation of a GenBank genome assembly